CAUGAUUUUGAAGUAAGGUGAAAGAGGUACGCAAGGUGUAGCGCUUUUGCGAUGCUGUAUCCCAGGCGAGGAGGCAGGGGAGCCCGGCGCCUGCUGCUCUCGCUUCUGCUCUUCUCGCUCUGGGAGGCUGGGGUCAGCCAGGUCCGCUACUCGGUCCCCGAGGAGGCCAAGCACGGCGCCUUCGUGGGCCGCAUCGCGCAGGACCUGGGGCUGGAGCUGGCGGAGCUGGUGCCGCGCCUGUUCCGCGUGGCGCCCAAGGGCCGCGGGGACCUUCUGGAGGUGAAUCUGCAGAAUGGCAUUUUGUUCGUGAAUUCUCGGAUCGACCGCGAGGAGCUGUGCGGGCGCAGCGCGGAGUGCAGCAUCCACCUGGAGGUGAUCGUGGAGAGGCCGCUGCGGGUUUUCCACGUGGAGGUGGAGGUGACAGACAUUAACGACAACCCGCCGAUAUUUCCAAUGGCGGUAAAGACCAUCCGGUUUCCCGAAUCGAGGCUGCUUGACUCGCGGUUUCCUCUAGAGGGAGCAACCGAUGCAGAUAUCGGAGCAAACGCUCUUCUUUCGUACAAGCUCAGCUCCAGUGAGUAUUUCUUUCUAGAUGUACAGACAAAUGAUGAACUAAGCCAGUCUUUGUCACUUGUGCUUAGGAAAUCUCUGGACAGAGAGGAAACUGCCGCGGUUAAUUUGUUACUGGUGGCUACUGAUGGCGGCAAACCUGAGCUCACAGGCACGGUUCAGUUGCUUAUUAACGUAUUGGAUGUGAAUGACAAUGAACCUACUUUUGACCAAUCAGUUUACAAAGUGCAAUUGUUAGAGAACACCGCCAACGGAACGUUAGUGAUCAAACUAAAUUCUUCUGAUGCAGAUGAAGGACCAAACAGCGAGAUUCUAUAUUCAUUUAGUAGUGAUUUACCCUCCACUAUAAAGACCAAGUUCAAAAUAGAUCCCAGGAUAGGGGAAAUCAGAACUAAGGGACAAUUAGAUUACGAAGAAACGAAAUCCUACGAGAUUCAAGUCAUUGCAUAUGACAAUGGAACUCCGUCAAUGACUGGGCACUGUAAAAUUUCAGUAAGAAUUGUGGACGUCAAUGAUAACACACCGGAAAUCUCAGUAACAUCUCUUUCACUUCCGAUCAGAGAGGACGCUCCUCCGGGCACAGUAAUCGCCCUCAUCACGGUGUCCGACCGCGACUCAGGUGUCAACGGGCAGGUGACCUGUUUACUAACACCUCAUGUCCCUUUCAAGUUGGUGUCCACCUUCAAGAAUUACUAUUCGCUGGUGCUGGACAGCGCCCUGGACCGCGAGAGCGUGGCGGACUAUGCUGUGGUGGUGACCGCGCGGGACCGGGGCUCGCCUUCGCUGUCGGCCACAGCCAGCGUGUCCGUGGAGGUGGCCGACGUGAACGACAACGCGCCGGAGUUCGCGCAGCGCGAGUACACGGUGUUCGUGAAGGAGAACAACCCGCCCGGCUGCCACAUCUUCACGGUGUCGGCGCGCGACCGGGACGCGCAGGAGAACGCGCUGGUGUCCUACUCGCUGGUGGAGCGGCGGGCGGGCGAGCGCGCGCUGUCGAGCUACGUGUCCGUGCACGCGGAGAGCGGCCGCGUGUACGCGCUGCAGCCCCUGGACCGCGAGGAGCUGGAGCUGCUGCAGUUCCAGGUGAGCGCGCGCGACGCGGGCGCGCCGCCUCUGGGCAGCACCGUGACGCUGCAGGUGUUCGUGCUGGACGAGAACGACCACGCGCCCGCGCUGCUGCCGCCCGGGGCCGUGCUGCUGUCGCUGGUGGACGGCGGCCAGGCGCCCAAGGCCUCUGUGUCGGCGUCUGCGGGCGCCGCGGGCUCGGAGGCGGCGCUGGUGGACGUGAACGUGUACCUGAUCGUCGCCAUCUGCGCGGUGUCCAGCCUGCUGGUGCUCACGCUGCUGCUGUACACGGCCGUGCGGUGCUCGGCGGCGCCGAGCGGGGGCGCGUGCGGGCCGGGGCAGCCCAGGCUGGUGUGCCCGGGCGCGGGGGGCAGCUGGUCGGCCUCGCAGCAGAGGCGGCCGCGGGUGUGCUCUGGGGAGGGCGCGCCCAAGACGGACCUCAUGGCCUUCAGCCCCAGCCUACCUCAGGGUCCAGGCUCCGCAGAAGAAAGACAACAACUCUCAGAAUCAGAACACUUAGGAAAGAUAGGCCAGAAUAUCAACUUCCCUCCAGGGUCGUCUUUUACAGGAAUUGAGGAGUCUGGUGGGGAGAUUUUGAAUUCCAUUUAA
Molecule: messenger RNA, 2244 nt
Organism: Miniopterus natalensis
Lineage: Eukaryota; Metazoa; Chordata; Mammalia; Chiroptera; Miniopteridae
Source: RefSeq, a predicted model, not a curated record